Hylaeus anthracinus is the source of this 4263-nucleotide messenger RNA. RefSeq names its product ATP-citrate synthase (gene ATPCL). Gene Ontology annotation, biological process: acetyl-CoA biosynthetic process; tricarboxylic acid cycle; citrate metabolic process. Bases 180 to 3437 code for a protein of 1085 amino acids. Gene Ontology annotation, molecular function: ATP citrate synthase activity. NCBI's taxonomy places the organism in Eukaryota, Metazoa, Arthropoda, Insecta, Hymenoptera, Colletidae. Gene Ontology annotation, cellular component: cytosol. The record is from RefSeq and is a predicted model, not a curated record. The transcript has 11 exons.
UUGAGCCAGCUUCACACCGGUUAACGUCGUUGUAGCUAAGAAUGUAAAGUAGUUUUUUUCAGGAGCCUGUGCUUUUAAGUAGACUACUCUUCUUGUCUAGUCUCUCACAUAGCGAAGGCUUCUCAGAAAAUACAUUUUCACAUUUCAUCGGUCUUACCUGUGAAUCAAAUUGGUAAAAAAUGUCUGCAAAAGCAAUUCGGGAGGCAACUGGAAAAGACCUCAUCAAUCGCAAACUUCCCAAUGGUACAAAUGCAGUUAAAUGUCGAUUUGUGUCCAUCACAGAAGACACAAAUUGGGCAGAUGUUGUAAAUACCAAUCCAUGGCUUCAGACAGAGAAAUUGGUUGUGAAGCCUGAUCAGUUGAUCAAGCGACGUGGAAAACUUGGCCUUAUUAAAGUGAAUGCAGAUUUACCCACGGUCAAACAAUGGAUAGCUGAGAGAAUUAAUAAGGAUCAACGAAUAGGAAAGACAACUGGAAAACUGAGAACAUUUAUCAUUGAACCAUUUGUUCCCCACAAACAGGAAGAGGAAGCAUAUGUUUGUAUCUACUCCCACCGGAAAGCUGACACUAUUUUAUUCCAUCAUGAAGGAGGAGUUGAUAUUGGAGAUGUUGAUGCUAAAGCUUUAAAACUUGAAGUAUCUGUUGGAGAAAAGGCCCCAGAUCAAUCUAUGAUAAUGGAGAAGUUAUUAGUACAUGUGGCAAAUGAUAAAAAAGAAACAAUUGCCAAGUUUAUCGAAUCUCUCUAUAAGCUUUAUGUUAAUUUAUAUUUUACUUAUAUGGAGAUAAAUCCAUUAGUGGUGACAGACAAUGGAAUUUAUAUACUUGAUCUUGCUGCUAAAUUGGAUACAACUGCAGACUUCAUAUGUAGACCAGACUGGGGAGAAAUUGAUUAUCCACCACCAUUCGGACGGGACGCGUAUCCAGAAGAGGCCUAUAUCGCUGACUUGGAUGCUAAAUCUGGGGCUAGCUUGAAAUUGACUCUUCUUAAUCCAGCUGGUCGGAUAUGGACUAUGGUUGCUGGCGGUGGUGCAUCUGUAAUAUAUUCAGAUACGAUUUGCGAUUUGGGUGGCGCGGACGAACUAGCUAAUUAUGGCGAGUAUUCUGGUGCACCUAGUGAACAGCAAACUUAUGACUAUGCAAAAACUAUUUUGGGCUUAAUGACAAAAGAAAAACGAAAAGAGGGAAAGGUAUUAAUUAUCGGUGGAGGUAUCGCCAAUUUCACGAACGUAGCUGCAACCUUUAAGGGUAUUGUAAAGGCAUUACAAGAAUAUCAACCGAAGCUUGUAGAACACAAUAUACAAAUAUUUGUAAGAAGAGCAGGACCAAAUUAUCAAGAAGGUUUAAGAAUUAUCCGUGAAGUUGGUAGAAGACUUGGUAUACCUGUUUAUGUAUUCGGUCCCGAAACUCAUAUGACAGCGAUAUGUGCGAUGGCUUUGGGUAAAAAGCCAAUUCCAGAUCCCGAAGCUCAAGAAUUUUCUACCGCGAAUUUUCUAUUACCUUCAGGACAAGAUGUAGGCCCAGCGGCUCCUUCAAAGAAUGCUUCUUGCUCACCUACCAAACAACCCAAAUUAAAAGCAAGCAGCUCUGUGGAUGCAUCAACGAAACAACUUUUCAGUAGUAAAACUAGAGCUAUUAUUUGGGGAAUGCAAACGAGAGCCGUGCAAAGUAUGCUAGACUUUGACUUCGUUUGCCGCAGAUCUGAACCAUCUGUAGCCGCUAUUGUAUACCCCUUCACUGGUGACCACAAACAAAAAUUCUACUGGGGCCAUAAGGAGAUACUCAUCCCUGUUUACAAACAAAUGAAAGACGCUAUGACUAAACAUACGGAUGCAGACGUUAUGGUCACAUUCGCAUCUUUAAGAUCUGCUUAUGAAAGCGCAGUUGAAACGUUGCAGUUCCCUCAAAUUCGAACGAUCGCUAUUAUUGCUGAAGGUAUACCCGAAAAUAUGACAAGAAAAAUAAUUCUAAUGGCACAGGAGAGAGGAGUUACAAUUAUCGGUCCAGCUACUGUGGGAGGUGUUAAACCAGGUUGUUUCAAGAUCGGUAAUACCGGUGGAAUGAUGGACAACAUUCUUCAUAGUAAACUUUAUAGGCCUGGCAGCGUCGCGUAUGUUUCUCGUUCUGGUGGUAUGUCCAACGAAUUAAACAAUAUAAUUUCGAAAGCUACUAACGGAGUGUUGGAGGGUGUCGCAAUUGGAGGAGAUCGUUAUCCAGGAACUACGUUUAUGGAUCACAUAUUGCGUUAUCAAGAAAAUCCUGAAGUGAAACUGAUAGUUCUUCUUGGCGAAGUCGGUGGCGUGGAGGAAUAUGAAGUGUGCGAAGCAUUGAAGUCAAAGAGGAUUACAAAGCCACUGAUCGCUUGGUGCAUUGGUACCUGUGCCAGCAUGUUCAAUUCUGAAGUGCAGUUUGGUCAUGCUGGAUCAAUCGCCCAUAGUAAUUUGGAAACGGCUUCUGCGAAGAACGCUGCGUUGAAAAGCGCUGGUGCUAACGUUCCGCAAAGUUUCGACAGUCUUGGAGAUCUAAUGCAGAACGUUUACGAAAUACUCGUAAAAACAGGAAAGAUUGUUCCAGAACCCGAACUUCCACCACCAACCGUUCCCAUGGACUACAGUUGGGCUAGGGAACUCGGCCUAAUACGAAAACCAGCGUCAUUCAUGACAUCGAUAUGUGACGAACGUGGUCAAGAAUUAUUGUACGCUGGAAUGCCCGUUACUGAGGUUCUUAAACAAAAUGUAGGAAUUGGUGGUGUAGUCUCAUUAUUGUGGUUCCAGCGGUGCUUGCCAGCUAUGUAUUGUAAAUUCCUUGAGAUGUCUUUAAUGUUAACAGCUGAUCACGGUCCAGCCGUGUCAGGAGCCCAUAAUACUAUUGUUUGUGCAAGAGCUGGUAAAGAUUUAGUCAGCUCUUUGGUGUCUGGACUUCUAACUAUCGGUGAUCGUUUCGGUGGAGCAUUAGAUGGUGCGGCUCGUAUGUUUUCUGAAGCCUACGAUGCUGGAUUACAUCCACAAGAAUUUGUGAAUAAUACACGUAAAAAGGGUCAACUUAUUAUGGGUAUUGGCCAUCGCAUAAAAUCAAUAAAUAAUCCAGAUAUGCGAGUAAAGCUUAUCAAAGAAUUCGUAAUGGAGAAUUUCCCUGCUAAGCCGUUGGUUGAAUAUGCAUUGGAAGUUGAAAAGAUAACUACGAGUAAGAAACCUAACCUAAUUCUUAACGUGGAUGGUAUGAUUGCAUGUGCCUUUGUGGAUAUGUUGAGGAAUAGCGGAAGUUUUACUAGAGAAGAAGCACAGGAAUAUAUCGAAAUUGGUGCUAUAAAUAGUUUGUUCGUUCUCGGUAGGAGCAUAGGUUUUAUUGGUCAUUAUAUGGAUCAAAAGAGAUUGAAACAAGGCCUAUACAGACAUCCUUGGGAUGACAUUUCCUAUGUAUUGCCGGAACAAUAUAAUUGAAUUCAUCUUUCAUUUGCAUUGUCUGUCGUAAACGCAUAAUAAAUGUUACGAAUUCAUUUAAAGUUUAGAUAGUUACAAUGGUCAUGUUAUACGUGCUAGCUCAUAGCCGUAAAAGACAGAUUAAUUUUUAGAACAGAUGCUUGUGAGCUAUCGUAUAAUAUACUAUGAAUAUAUUCAUUGUCGCGGAUCGAAGUUGUAUUCGAUGAAACCGCGGUUCAAAGGUUUUAUGUCGACAGUAAUUUAUAAAGAAUGAGACACACGUUAAAUAACAAAUAUUAUUCAUAUAAUUAAACAUUCCAUAGAGCAUUUUUUAUUUAGCCAAAAACGUGGGACACAAAUCGGAAAGAUUCGACGAUUAAUUGUCGACCAAUGUGCAGUACUAAUAAAUUAGGUUUUAUUGGCGUAAUUUAUCUAAGAUAGCACAAAAUAUAUUUUUUCCGAUAAAUGAAGAUAUAAAUAUUAUUUGAGGAGCUUUCUAUUAGAUGGGUUUAAUCAUGUAUGUGUACGCAUACGUGUAUACCAUUACAUACGUGUGUAUAAAAAAAAUGUGAUGGUACGCACAUAUUAUAUAUGUGUAUAUGCUACAUCAACAAUUCUCUGCACAAGGUAGUUUAUGAUUUACGUAUAAAGUAUGCAAAAUAAUAAAAUAUGUUCAAUAUUUAAGCAUUAUCCUUAACUUCUUAUUUAGUCAUACUGAAACCUUGAAAUCUAAUACUAUGUUAAUUGUAGAUAAAAUGUAGGGAAUGGUUGCCUUGUGUCAGUAUUUUCAUAAAUAAAAGAUGUAAUAUCUUAAUAAUACAAAAUGGAAAUAAAGGAAUAAAGAUUA